UUUCCAGUUCUCGGUUGAAGUUAAUGAUACAUGCCAAUCGCAGAGGUGGGGGCAAACGGUAGAAGAAAACAACUAACAGAAUCUGGACGAUCAUUUCGAACUACAUAAUAAUCGUAACAAGAAGUAGCCGGUGGUGUCAAGUUUAAUAUCGACACUGUCAAAGUCCCCGACCUUCAGAAACCACUUGCGAGAUUGCAUAAUGAACCUUUGGUACGCUUUGAUCGUAGCCUUGAUAGCUUGUCACACGGGUGGUAGCGGUUUGAAAAAUGGAACAACUAAAGGGUUGUCGAGCAGGGCAGGGUUCAUUCCGGAUGGGUUUGAAGAGGUCAGUACCAAAUCUUCGGAAGGUUAUGGUGCCAUAGAAAAAUGUGGAGAGGGUGCUUCGAAGGGUGUAGACUUGUGCGUCCCCUAUUAUCAGUGCGAUAGUGAUACCAGGACAAUUUUACAGGAUGGGAGGACUGAUGGGUUUGGAGUCAUUGACAUAAGAUUUGGCGAGGACAAACCGUGUGAUCACUACUUGGACAUCUGUUGUAAAAUACCACCAAAUUGGACACCCUCAACAGCUCCAGAUGUAGAGCCACCUCCGGAGCCCACUGAACGUAUUCCAGACGUAACACCUCACUCGGACAAACCAACAGCAGAGCCCAAACCAACAGCUGAGCCCAGACCAACUGCUAAACCGAAACCAGGACCAAGUUGGUCGUGCGGUAUCCGAAAUGAUAACGGAGUUGACUUUAAGAUAACCGGAAAUAGGGAUCACGAAGCCGAGUAUGGAGAAUUUCCUUGGAUGGUGGCGAUAGUGAAGACAAAUUACCAACCACCAAACGACAAUCUUUUGAUUUGUGGUGGAUCUCUCAUAGCUCCGAAUGUUGUAUUGACUGCUGCACAUUGCGUCUACAAGCUCAAUAAGAAUGAUAUGAAAGUUCGUGUUGGAGAAUGGGAUACGCAAACCGAGAAAGAACGACUGCCUUACCAAGAGCGCAACAUCCAAACUAUUAUUGUACAUGAAGAAUUCAAACCACAAGUUCUGUUUAACGAUGUAGCAUUACUGGUUGUAGACCAUCCUCUGGAAGAAGCUGAACACAUAGGAAUAAUCUGUUUACCUCCACAAGGAACGGUUUUUAAUAGCAAAGAAUGUAUAGCUACCGGUUGGGGAAAGAAUAGGUUCGGUUUUGAAGGAGUCUACCAAGCCAUCUUGAAGAAGAUCGAGCUACCAACAGUACCACAAAAUGAAUGUCAAGACAGACUGAGGAAAACACGAUUAGGAAAAUUCUUCGUCCUCGACAAGAGCUUUAUAUGUGCAGGAGGUCAAAAAGAACAAGAUACAUGCUCGGGAGAUGGAGGAAGUCCUCUGGUAUGUCCGGAUCCAGAUCAACCCCACAGGUACAGCCAAGCUGGAAUAGUUGCCUGGGGAAUCGGAUGUGGUGAUGAGAUACCAGCAGUUUACGCUAAUGUGGCAUAUUUCAGAGGUUGGAUCGAUGAUAAACUACGGUCAUUAGAAGGAAGCCACUAUUGAAGAUGUUAUUUUUAUUUUUGACGAACCUGAUGAUGUCAGAGUUGGAUUUAAUGAAAACUGUGAUACACAAAUAUGCGCUAUGAAAAUUUUUUAAUAUACUUCGCAGAUUUAACUUGUGCUGUAACUAGGACAGAACUGACCUCACAACAUGUAGUAAUUUUUCAUAUUUAUUUUUGUAACGAUAACGAAUAGAAUAAUUUAUCACUUU
Molecule: messenger RNA, 1724 nt
Organism: Coccinella septempunctata (seven-spotted ladybird)
Lineage: Eukaryota; Metazoa; Arthropoda; Insecta; Coleoptera; Coccinellidae
Product: phenoloxidase-activating factor 2-like
Exons: 5
Coding region: 200-1516 (438 amino acids)
Biological process (GO): proteolysis
Molecular function (GO): serine-type endopeptidase activity
Source: RefSeq, a predicted model, not a curated record